GCCUCCCUUUGAAUUUUCGUCUGCUUCGUUAGCACGGAAGUUUUUGGUGCAACAUUUUCAAACUGUUACCGGAAAGAAGGGGUUGUGACUUUUGAUUAUUUCUUUUCCUGUGUAUAAAAGUAAUAAAAUAGCAAGCUCGGGCGCCUUUAUAAGCUUUAGGACAGGCAGUUUUACUGUUGCGACUAGCCAAGUAUGUCGAAAAUGGCGUCUGAAGAGACAAGCAAAAGAAACCUUCUUGGAAGACAACCGGCUCGAUCUAUAUUGAUUGACAUAAGUUCCCCCUUUGACCAUCAUGUCUGUGGCACACUCUGUGACAGUCUAGAGAACCUGUUUGCUGUGGCAUGUGGUCUUGCAGGACCUUCACGUAUCCCAAUGGUCAGCAUCUUUUUGCUGACAGCUCAACCUGAGCUGUUGCUCCCUUUGUCCAGUUUGAAGGGUAACCUCUCGCGCAUACAGAAUGCUCUGAGAACAAUCAAAACAUCUGUGUCAGAAGUGGGGAAUUGUCUGCCCAGGCACAUUUCAUGUAUACCCCAGGCUGUACACCAAGCUACUGAACAGUUCAGGAGACAAGUGUGUACAUUCACUCAGCCAGGUCUGUCAAUGAAUCAGCUGGAGGUGAUUAUUCUUGGCUGUCGUAGUGGAGAGUUUGUAUCCAGGCAGAUUGAAGCAGUAUCUGACACUGUACACAUUCAACACCUCAAGCGUAUUGUAUGUGUGACGUUGACACCCCAGCUGUGUGGCAGCGAGGAUGGGUUGUUGGACAUAUCCAGUCAAGGUAGUGGUGUAUCCUCCACCAGCGUGAUCACAGGGUUGGUGGAUACUCUUACCCUUGAUGCAGAUUGUGUGAGUCUGCAGAAUUUCUUCCAUGGUUGGUUGACGGAUUGCGGCAGUGACAGCGAACACCUCCACAUUGUGUUGCCCUCCAAGUACACAGAUGGCUCGAGACUUGUGCUGAAGUGUGACCUGCAUGAAGGAAUCCUCAACCCUGCACAGCUACCAUACAACACAGCAUAUACCCUGCACCCUGAGAGUGCCACCUGUAAACUGGUGUUUGCCAGCACCAGCAAGGCAGCUGGUAUCACUGUCCCAGUACACAGCAUCUACAUCACAGCACUCAUUCACACGGCAGCAGUGUGUGAGUCAGUCAUAUUUGGCCUGCCUCUAAUGGUUCAACCAACUUCAUGCUGGAAAGUGGACUGGGAUGAUUUGGAGAAAAAUCAACAGAACUUCAAGGCUCUCUGUCAUCUACUCCACAAGAAGGAUAUGGUGAUGUUGGGUCAAAUGGAGCAUCCAGUGCAGCCUGUGAAGGCCUCCUCUCAUCCACCUCCCCCCUGUGGGUGGUUCAUUCUGCUGCCGGGCCCUAACAUCUCACUGCUGUUGAAGUCUGUGGCAGUCAGUGAGCUGCUGCUGCCGGCUGGGCCAGGGCAGGGGGGUGAGGAGCUGUCAGAGGACAGUGUGGACUUGCUGGCUGGAGUUCUGGAUCAGAUUGAUGUCCUGGAAACCUUCAACCCACUUGGCCUUACCUCGGGACUUUUUGACUCUCUCAAAUGCCAGACCAAGGGUAACAGGAGCAUGUCUCAAGCCAAGAAAAGAGAAAUAGAAAAGGAAACCUUCACAUCAGGGUGCUCAGGCCCACCUGUAAACAAGGUGCGUGGAGUGAUCACAGCGACCCCCUUCCCUCAGGUACCAUCUGCCAUCUACACAGCACACAGCACGCAACAACAACAACAGAAACAACACAGGCAACAUCGCACAAAGAAACCCCUCACAUCAUUCCUAACUGAGCUGGAGUGAUAGCUCUCUGAUUGUAAAUACCCAUGGAUAAAUGUUGUGAAACUCUUGAUAUUAUAUAACCCUAGGUGCGUGGAGUGAUCAUAGCGACUCAAAUCAGUCUGUAAUAAAUAUCUCAUCUUGAAAUGUUGUUUGUUUAUAAAGUGAAGUGUAUCUCUUCUCAGAAACUAAAAGACACUGCAAUGAGACAUGGAGCAGUGUAAUAAGGUUCAGGUUGGAUGGCAUAUUUUUGAAUAAUUAAACUUAGUUUCUUAUUAAAAUUGAAUAUAAUUAAAUUAUAUAAGGUAUCACAUUGAACAAGAUGAAACUGUAUGCAGAUUAUAAGUAUUUAGGCAUCAUCAUCUAUAUUCAUCUUUAAUCAUUAUUGAUGAUGUUGCUAAAAUAGAACAUGAAACAUCAUGAGUUGCUGCUUUACCAGAAGUGGUGACUCUAUGCACGAAUGUAUGUUACUGACAUGGUAUUCCUAAAUAAAGAUUAAAUAUUAUUAUAAUCAGAUGAUACUGUUCUCUCAUAUGGACCAUGCCACAUUUCACAACCAGUUAACAACAACAAUGUCAUUACUUUGUGUCUAAAGAAUUAGUUUAGCAAUAUUUCAGUUUGAAUGUACCUAGGAGCAAAAGUAUGUUGGUGCAAAAAAUAUUGUUCAUAUUUUACAGAGAGAAACAGAUGAAUUGAUUUUAUUUUGCAUAUUUCAAACCUUUCUUUUUAAUUCUUUCAUUGGUAUUUGAUUUCAGUGGCCUAUUUGUAGAAGUUUUAAACAAAAAAAACCCUUGAAUCAUCUGCAGUUAUCCCCAUGGCAACCUACAUUCUUCUAUUCUCUCUAUAUAUAUGUACUCCCUGUCCAUAAAUUUAUGGACCAAAUCAACCCUGACAACAUUUUACUCCUAUUAUUUUGAUUCAUGCAUCCAGGAGCUUUGGGUAACCAAGUGGUUAACGUGUUUGCUUGUAAUGCUGAAAACCUGGGUUUAACUCCCCAUGUGGGUAAAAUAUAUGUAGAGCACAUUCUUAGUGUUGAUUGUCAUGAUGUGGAUGUAUUAUUACUAGCAAAACCCCCAACUCAUUAAUUCACUUACAUAAAGGAAGAGAAAAAACAACUUUCUAAAUGAUACAUGUGUCUUUUUAAGCAAUGGUCACAUUGACUACACAGAAAAGGUUAUAUGUCUCAGGAAACCAUUUGAAAAGAAGUUUAUUUUUUUAUAGGUCAUGUAUCAGCAGAUAUACGACACCAAAUUCUCUUAUGUAUAACAACAAGCUAUAUGGCUGCUACUUGAGAUCUCUAUCAUAACAGAUUAUGACUGCAACUCUGGAUUCACUGAUAGGCAUGUGCAGGGCAUAUGACAAGUGUUUCUAUUACCUAACUGGCAUAUCUUGUCAUAUGUGAUUAUGAGAUUGACGGCCUGCAGGUCCUCAUCUGUUUUCUUGUUCUGACUGACAGAGUUAAGGACUGAUAUUGAUAGAACAAAUCCUAGUCGACGAGCCUAUGGCCUGUAAAAAGUCACAAGUCACGUUGUUGCAAUUACACACCUGACAGCUUGUAGCUGAAUGCAGUUAGUUAUAACAUCUAAGGCAAAAUUAAUAGCACGACUGAUUGGAACUGUUCAAGCGACAAUUCCACCAACAUCAACAAUGACCAGAAAAGCGGAUUGCAGCAUCUUUGUGUGAUUAAUAUAAAGCUUACAGAUGUAAUCUCAUUUACAGAAAAAAGACUUGUGAGUGGCCAUUCCUUGUAUCAAAGAGACUUAGUAACCUUGAUGUGCUCACUCUAAUCAAUUUGACAUCAUUUAAGCUCAUUUCAUCCUACGUCAGUAUAAGUCAUGGAUUUGUGGUUGGUCAUACCGCUGACCUCAACCCCUCUUGUUGUCUCUUCAGAAUUGGAUUAAUAGCCGAUUGAACACUCGAUUUACGCAGAGCUCAGCCUCAUAAGAAGACCAGAUAUGUGGCAGUUUUAUUACUUCCUAUACAAUUAUUUCAGUGGAGAUAAAUGUUUUCUAUUGUAUCUUGCACUUGUGAUUCUGCACCAAAGCAUUCCUUUAUUGAAAGAUAAUGAACGGCAUGUGGUGAGCAGGAAUAAGCCUAACGAUUGAACAGAUGACUUAUUGCUUCACUAAAGUAAACCAUCUUAGAUACAUAUAAUCCGUCAUGGCACUCCAAUUAUUUAUACAUGAGGACUGGCCUUUACUGCUGGACCGAUGAAACUUUAACUUAACAUUCGUGUUCACAGCAAGCAUUACCCCAAAGUGUGUUUUAUCCUAUUUGGUGAAGCAACCACGAGGUGACUUUGAAAAUAUUCGUCAGCUCACCAAGACAACAUGUCUUAUGUCUGAAAGCUGGUAACUGAGUUGACUUUACUGAAGCCCAACAGGUUUAUUCUUCAUUUUUUACAUGUGUUCUUGCUUCCCAAUGUAAUAAAUUAAUUGCAAGCGAUUCCGUGGCAUUUGAAAAAAAUAGGCCACGCCGACUAGCAAACUGAUUUGAUGAAAUAAAAUGGAUGCCUUGUGUUACA
Haliotis rufescens (red abalone) is the source of this 4294-nucleotide messenger RNA. RefSeq names its product meiosis 1 arrest protein-like. Bases 193 to 1794 code for a protein of 533 amino acids. The record is from RefSeq and is a predicted model, not a curated record. Gene Ontology annotation, biological process: male meiosis chromosome separation; meiosis I; spermatogenesis. NCBI's taxonomy places the organism in Eukaryota, Metazoa, Mollusca, Gastropoda, Lepetellida, Haliotidae. The transcript has 12 exons.